CUUCGCAGAGCCUUCUGGGAGCUGUAGUUUUCCACCUUCAGACCUCGACACGCAAUUCCGUUGCGUCCCUAACCGCCGCCAUUGUUCCGCGCCUUGGGACUGUGAGUUGUUUUGCCGGGGGCUUUUGUUACUUUUCGCGAUCAUCGGGUCACCCAAGUCUGCAGGGGCCGAACUGGUCUGGUCCGAGGGCCGUCGCUAGAGACCUGGACCGGGUGCCGCUGGGUCACGAGCGGGGACGGAGCUGAUGUGGCGCUAACCUUUCUGGUUGCGGAUCGUGAGGUGGAGGCAGGAAGUCUCCCCUGCUGCCCAUUCAGUGGUUGGAAGUGCCAGAGACACAGUUCCUCCAGUUUGAAGGUUACAGGACAAUACCGAACUAAUCUGGUUUCACUCUUUCCUGCUCCGGCGCGGUUGCCUAACCAGAUCCCGUGUGUUGGUGGUGGGUGGAGAUGAAGAACUCUACGUCUGUUAGCAGGGAAGGAGUCAGCUCUGGGAAGCGCAGGCCUCCCUGUUGCCUCGCCCCUCCCUCUGUGGGGGGUAGGAACUGCGGGGAGACCGCUUCCUUCACCCGGCUCUCACUUAUAGCAUCCCUAGCGUCCUGCCACCUCCUGCUCGCUUCACAAAACUGACCGUGAGGAUGGCCACCAGGGUCCGCACAGCUUCCAUUUGGAGUCUCACUUUAUUGCCCUUGGUAAAGUGUGGUGGCAUCACAGCUCACAGCAACCUCCAACUCCUGGGCUUAGUUUGGCCAGAGAUGGGUUCGAACCUGCCACUCUCAGAACAUGGAUCCGGCGCCCUACCCACUGAGCCACAGGCACCACUCGAUUAAGAGAUUGUUAAACUUAUGUUUGAAAGAUGAGUGAUGUGAAUAAGGGCUUGAAAUCCAACUUAGGAAACGAAGGCAACAUGCACAUUUGAAAGGCUUGAACUGACCUAGUAUGGUGAUCUUUGAGUGUUAAUAGGGUUGCUAGAAUGUAGACUUUUGGUGUUUAAUGAUGAUGGUGGAUGUAUAUACUAAGAAAUGAGGCCAGAGCCAGAGGCAGAAGAUCAUAGAAGGCUUUGAGAUUCUCAUUAAAAAUCUUUGAGAUAGUACUUGUUAGGUCACUUAGUGACUUUAGGAAUUUGUUUUUACAGUCAUCUGCAGCUCUGAACCUGAGAGGAAUUUAGCGUGUUGCUUGUAAGACUUGCUCACUCAGAUUCCACCAUGAGAGGAUGCUCUUCUGUUUGAGAUAUACAUUUAUCAUGGCUUUGGAGAUGCUGCUACAAGAUGGCCCAUCAGAAUCUACCCUCAUUUCCUACCACUUCUCUGUUGUCACUGUCAUUUGCUACACUUGCUGCUCUUGUACUUGGGUCACAUCUGCCCUUAUGCUGUGACCCUAUCACUUUGUUUUUGUUUUAUAGAUGUCAUUAUUUUUCUAUUCUGGUAGGUCUCUUUUGUUUUCAUUGGGUGUUUCAGGAAGACAAACACUACUACAACCCUGAUCUAACCCUACUCUUAGUGUUUUAACAACAAAAAGCGAGACUCAAUGAGAGAGUGAAUUGUUCAUAGAUACCUAGAUAGCAAGAAGAGGAAAAUGUUUCAUUCAAAAUCUCAUACUGAAGUACCCCCAAAAUUUCAUACUGAACUAAAACCAAGAAUUGUUUGCUCCUGAGCAUUUGGCAUUGUGUUCUCAUUUAAAUAGCUACCCAUGUGUGGUCAUUGCACUUUCAGGGAUCCUGGGGGCCUGUGUGCAGAAUCUGUGGGUGGAACUGUCAUCACUGUGCUGGGUUCCUCAUGUGCAUUUCUUCUUGCUGUUCUGAGGCAGCAGCCCUGAGCCCAGUUUACAGAAUAUCCAGUUCAGCCUCCAUUUAAGUGGGUUUCACCAGCCUAGGAGAUCAAGGUUGAGGCCCAGAGGCAAUAUGCUUGCUAAAGUGAGUUUGCUCUUGAGUCUAUAGGUUCCACCUCUCCAGGAAGGAGAGCGUUCUUGUGAUAGGAUCAGAAAGUUCCAAGUUCAGGAAUCCAUCCUUGGCCAAAGGACCCCUGACCAUAGACCUCUGCCUGGAUCACCCUGGCAGAGGCAGAAGAGUCAUAGGACAGAGCAAGUGCUAGAGUGGCUGUUUAUUUCCCAAGAGAAGUUGAAAAUCACCAAGUCCUGGGAACCAUUGUCCUUCAUGGACGUGUUUGUGGAUUUUACCUGGGAGGAGUGGCAGCUGCUGGACCCAGCUCAGAAGCACCUUUACAGGAGUGUGAUGUUGGAGAACUACAGCAACCUGGUGUCCCUGGGUUAUCAGUGCUCCAAACCCGAUAUUAUCUUCAAGUUGGAACAAGGAGAAGAGCUGUGGAUGGUACAUGCCCAAAUCCCAAGUCAGGGCCAUCCAGAUAAUGUCUGGGAAAUUGAUGAACAUAUCAAAUGGCAUCAGGAAAACCAAGGCAAUCUGGGAAGUAUGGCAAAAAGCUACGAAUAUACUACAUUUGGAAAACUAUGUUUUCUUAGUCUAAAUUAUGUUUCUUCACAACAAAAACCUCAUAAAUGCAGCAUACAUGGAAAGAGUUUGAAAUAUAAUAUAGGUUUCUCUGAUUAUGCCAGAAAGAAUCCUAAUGUAUUUUGUGUACAUCAGGAAUCAUUCCUCCAUUUGAAACAUGAGCAAAAUGUGACUGGAAUAAAAUACUGUGAAAGUAAUGAAUCUGGAAAAGCUGUCAAUGAGAGGUCACAACUUAUGUGCCAAAAAGCCUAUGUGGGAGGAAUGCCCUUUGGAUGCAAUUACUGUGAGAAAGCCUUUAGCAGCAAGUCAUAUCUUAUGGUGCAUCAGCGAACUCAUGCAGAAAAGCAGCUUUAUGAAUGCAAUGAAUGUGGGAAAGACUUCAGCAGUAAAUCAUACCUCAUUGUACAUCAGAGAAUUCAUUCAGGAGAGAAACCUCAUGAGUGCAGUGAAUGUGGGAAAACAUUUGGUCUCAAUUCACAACUUGCUAUACAUCAGAGAAUCCACACAGGUAAAAAUUCCUAUGAAUGCUGUGAAUGUGGGAAAUUCUUCAGUAGGAAAGAUCAGCUUGUUUCACAUCAGAGAACUCAUUCAGUACAUAAGCCCUAUGGUUGUAAUGAAUGUGGCAAAUCAUUUGGUUUAAAAUCGCAGCUCAUUAUACAUGAAAGAGUCCAUACAGGAAGGAAACCAUAUGAAUGCAGCGAAUGUCAUAAAGCCCUUAAUACAAAGUCAAACCUUAUGGUACAUCAGAGAACCCACAUAGGGGAAAAACCCUAUGGUUGCAGUGAAUGUGGAAUAGCCUUUAUGUUCAAAUCACAGCUCAUUGUACAUCAGGGCACUCACACAAGAGUAAAGCCCUAUGGGUGCAUUCAGUGUGGGAAAGCAUUCAGUUUGAAGUCACAGCUCAUUGUACAUCAGGGAAGUCAUACAGGAAAGAAACCUUACGUAUGCAAUGAAUGUGACAAAGCUUUCCAGAGCAAGUCAUAUCUUAUUAUACAUAUGAGGACUCACACUGGAGAGAAACUCCAUGAAUGCAAUGAUUGUGGGAAAGCCUUCAGUUUUAAUUCACAACUCAUUAUACAUCAGAGGAUUCACACAGGAGAGAGUUCAUAUAAAUGCUACAACUGUGAGAAAACAUUUAGUCGGAAAUAUCAGCUCAUUUCACACCAGAGAACUCAUGAAAGGGAGAAGCCCUAUGAAUGCAAUGAUUGUGGGAAAGCCUUUGGUUUAAAGUCUCAGCUUAUUAUACACCAGAGAACUCAUACAGGAGAGAAACCUUUUGAAUGUAGUGACUGUCAGAAAGCCUUUAAUACAAAGUCAAACCUUGUUGUACAUCAGAGAACUCAUACAGGAGAGAAACCCUAUGGUUGUAGUGAAUGUGGAAAAUCCUUUACAUUUAAGUCACAGCUUAUUGUACAUCAGGGAAUUCACACUGGAAUAAAACCUUAUGGAUGUAAUCAGUGUGAAAAAGCCUUUAGUUUGAAGUCACAGCUCAUUGUACAUCAAAGAACUCAUACAGGAGUUAAACCACAUGGAUGCAGUGAGUGUGGGAAAGCCUUCAGGAGCAAAUCAUACCUUAUUAUACAUAUGAGAACUCACACAGGAGAGAAGCCACAUGAAUGCAAUGAAUGUGGGAAAUCCUUUAGUUUCAACUCACAACUCAUUGUACACCAGAGAAUUCACACAGGUGAAAAUCCCUAUGAGUGCUGUGAAUGUGGGAAAGCUUUUAAUAGGAAAGAAUUGCUUACUUCACAUCAGCGAACUCAUGCUGGAGAAAAACCUUAUGGGUGCAGUGAAUGUGGGAAAGCCUUCAGCAGCAAGUCAUACCUCAUUAUACACAUGAGAACUCAUUCAGGAGAGAAACCAUAUGAAUGUAAUGAAUGUGGGAAAGCAUUCAUUUGGAAAUCACUACUCAUUGUACAUGAGCUAACUCAUGCAGAGGAAAACCUUUAUAAAUGCUGUCAGUGUGACAGAUCCUUCCGUGGGAAAUUACAGCUCUCUGUCCACCAGAGAAUGCACACAAGAGACAAACCCUAUGAAUGCAGUGAAUGUGGAAAAGCCUUUGCUAGGAAAUCUCAGCUCAUUGUACACCAGAGAACUCAUUCAGGAGAGAAACCUUAUGGAUGCAAUGAAUGUGGAAAAACCUUCUCUCAGAAAUCAAUUCUCAGUGCACACCAGAGAACACAUACAGGAGAGAAACCUUGUAAAUGCCCUGAAUGUGGAAAAGCCUUUCGUUGGAAGUCACAGCUCAUUAUGCAUCAGAGAACUCAUGUGCAUGUUGAUGAGUUCAGUGUGCGAAAUGUUCUAUCAGAAGUCAGUCCCCAGAAGUUACCAACAAAAUUACAUGGAACAGAAACUAUAUAAAUGGAAAUGUCUUUUUCUCCAGAAAACUCACACCAAACAGAAACUUUAUGAAUACACAGCAUAUGCAAAGGCAUCCACAGAGAGCUGUUCUUUACAUGCAAAACGAUAUUAGAAAAUGUAUAUAGGAAUCCUGUGAAUUUAGUAAACUCUUUGAAAUUUUUCAGUAGCAAGUCAUACCCCUUUAAUCAGUUUGUACAGGUGAAGAACCAUAUGAAUGAAAUGGAUAUUGGAAAGUUGUUAAUAUAUGGUGACAUUCACAAGAGAAAACUUUAUGAAGCAAAUGAAAAUAGAUGUCUUUAAAAUGCAUAGUUUAUUAAACAAUAUUUUAAUGAGAGAAAUUAUAGAACCAGCAGGUGGCAGAAUUAGCAAAACUAUAAACAUUUUAGGUGUCAUUAGCUCACUUCUCAUGAACCAUGCUCUAAGGGAGGUUUUUCAUCUAAAAAUGACAAACUCCUGGCAAAAAAUAAUGUAGGAAUUAAGAUCUAUUUGUGUAUCAAAUAAGGUUAAGCCUCAGCAGGAAUUUUUAUCUCCUUGUAUAUCAGAGGAUUCACUUUUAAAAUGCCUAUUGUUGCCAGGUGUGGUGGCUCAUGCCUGUAAUCCCAGCACUGUGGGAGGCUGAGGAGGGAGAAUUGCUUGAGCUUAGGAAUUCGAGACUUGCCUAUGUGACAGUAAGACCCUGACUCCUAAAAAAAAAAGGGAAAACCCAGCUGGGUGCCACAGCGAGCAUGUGUAAUCCCAGCAGCUUCCAGAGGCUGAGACAGCAGAAUGCCCAUAGCUUGAGUCUGAGGUUGCUGUGAGCUAUGACACCAUUGCGCUCUGCUCAGGGCAAAGGGUGGGACUCUGUCUCAACAACAACAACAACAACAACAAAGGCAAAGAAAUAAAAAUUAAAAAUAAACAAGGAAAUAAAAAAAGCCUAUUGUUUUAAUUUGGAGCAAUUUUGUAUAGAAAUUAUUUUAAGGGAAGUUAUAUUCCAUGUUUUCCAAAAUUUAAGGAAAGUAUUGGAGAAAAUGGACAACUAUAAAUGUUUAUAAGAAGGUAAAGAUUUUAGAAUAUAAAUUUAAUAAUUCAAUUAAUAAUAAGGAAUUCAUCCAAAAACAUCAUAGGCAUUUAGACAUACAUACUCCAUGGUAUGUAUUUUGUGUAUUUUGGCAUUUUACUUGUGAAUGCCACAUGUGAAAAAAAUUAGUAGGUACAAUAUCAGACAUUUCUGCUAUGUAUGCCAAUGUUGUUUCUUUUGUUCUAAUCAAAUGCAACUUGUUACUAGAAUAAUAUGGCUUAUUAAAAAUUCAUCUGUACAUUACAAACAUUUUCUCUUAUUUUCCACCCUGUGUAAACAGUCCUUGCAGCUACCUUUU
Nycticebus coucang (slow loris) is the source of this 6179-nucleotide messenger RNA. It is a transcript of the gene ZNF268, whose product is annotated as zinc finger protein 268. Gene Ontology annotation, biological process: regulation of DNA-templated transcription. The record is from RefSeq and is a predicted model, not a curated record. Bases 2149 to 4821 code for a protein of 890 amino acids. The transcript is spliced from 6 exons. Lineage: Eukaryota; Metazoa; Chordata; Mammalia; Primates; Lorisidae.